AAUCACUUCAGUGAUAUGGAAACUGUCAGAUAGCAAUAGUAGUGUUUACAACAUUCGAUUUUAUAAGUUCUGAUCAAAUAAGCAUGUACUUGUGAAUUUAUCACUGUUCCUGAAAAAACUCAAAUCUUACUCUAAAUACAAUGGUUACCCAAGAAAGAAUUAAGUUAGAAUAUCCUCUUCAUUGGCUAGUUUGGCUCAACGAUUUUGAGAAUUUAUCUGAUGAAUUGAAAAAAAACGAACAUGAUAAAGAAAAAAAAGAUGUUAGGGGCAGAACGCCUCUUAUGCUGGCUGUUACUUUGGGACAUUUGGAAUCUGUUAGGGCUUUGUUGAACAAUGAGGCCAAUGUAAAUGUUGAAAAUUCCGACGGAUGGACAGUGGUACAGGAAGCUGUAGCUACUGGGGAUCCAGAAUUACUACAAUUAGUUCUAGAAAGGAGAAACUUACAGAGACAUACUAGUCGAAUGGAAGGUAUUCCUAUGCUAUUAGAGAGAUUGAAAGAAGCACCAGAUUUUUAUGUUGAAAUGAAAUGGGAGUUUACUAGUUGGGUACCCCUUCUGUCCAGAAUGUGCCCUAGUGAUACAUACAAGGUAUAUAAAAAAGGGUCCAAUGUUAGAAUAGAUACAACUCUUUUAGGCUUCGAUACCACAAGUUGGCAAAGGGGGAAUAGAAGUUAUGUUUUCCAAGGUCGAAGUGACGGUGCUACGAUGUUAGAAAUAGACCACGACCUAAGACAGGUCUACUGCGAGGAGAUGCAAAUUCAGGAAGAGGCAGCCGAGAUCCUAUCGGCAAAUCAGGGUGCUGUAUCGCAAAGGCUUACUACUCCGAUAGUCACCACUUACAUCGAUACAGACAAGAUCAGUUUCGAAAGGAAUAAGGCCGGCAUGUGGGGUUGGAGAUCUGAUAAAUCGGAAGUCGUAAACGGUUUCUACUGCAAAGUGUUCGGAGCUACCAACGUAGAAUUAGUUACCAAGACGAGGACGGAACAUCUGACCGAGAGCGACAAGGCCAGGUGUAAAAGCAAUAAGACCCCAUUGCAGAAUUUUCUCGGUAUAGCUGAAAUCGAGGAGAAUCACUCUAUUCCCGUCCCUACAAAUGAGAUUCUAGUCAAUUCAACCAACCCCUGUAACAUCACUCCCGAAGAGUACUUCGAUGCAGAAAUCGAGAUGGGAGGCAGAGACAUAGGUCGUCCCAAAGAGUGCAACAUGAAGGUGCAGAAGUUCAGAGCCACCCUCUGGCUCAGCGAGGAAUACCCCCUUUCUCUGCCCGAGCAGAUUUUGCCGAUCGUGGAUCUCAUGGCCAUUUCUAGCCCCCAUUUCGCCAAACUGAAGGAUUUCAUCCAGUUGCAGUUACCUGCUGGAUUUCCAGUUAAAAUUGAGAUUCCAAUUUUCCACGUUUUAAACGCCAGAAUUACCUUCGGGAACAUUUUCGGCUUGGACGCUGCAGUACCCAAAGUGACCCGGCUUGAGGAUGGUACGGACAUGUCUUGCGUGCUCGACGAAAGUCUGUUUGAAUGUCCACCGGAUUACAUUCAGAUUGGUAAUGCUGGUAAUGACGCUAGACGACAAUUUAGCAUGGAGGAAGAAGAUGAUCUUUUACAAUUUGCUAUUCAGCAGAGCUUAAUUGACGCCGGUACAGAAAAAGAAGAAGUCGAUAUUUGGGAAGCUCUUAGGGCUCAAAAACCUUCCAGACCCACCACUCCUAGCAAUUUCAUGGGGGAGGAAGAGAGACAGCUUCAGAGAGCUAUCCAAGCUAGUUUGUUCCUCUGCCAGAGCCCUAACUCCGAAUCUAACGAUUCCGAAGGAAAUGAUUCCCCUGUGACUGACGAUCUUCAAAGGGCCCUUCUGCUGAGCAAGCAAGAGCAGAUGAAGAUGGAGGAGGAACGGUUGAGGGAAGAAAAACUACUGGAGGAGAUUUUACAGCUGUCUCUGACGGAAAAAUAGUCAUUUUAAAUUUUUUUAAACUAGUUUUAAGUACAGAAAGUGUUGAUAUGUUUGACUGAACAUGAUAUUAUUUGAAUAUGUCGAAAAUAUGCUUCCUUUCGACUCGGAUCUCUGAAAAAUUUGCCAAAGUAUGUAACAACAAAUUCUUCCCUUUGGAAAUUUCUAUUGUGUCUUCAAAAAUGGAACCUCUAAGUAUUUAUAAUGUCACCGAUGUUAUUCCAAAAAAAUGUUUGAUCGCUAUUUUAUAAUAUUUAAAAUACCUCCCCGAGAAUUUUAUAAUAUGGAAAACAAAUAAACUUUCGCGAACUUAAUUCCAUUUUUAUGAUUUAUUCAAUUGUAUUUAAUUUGUAAACUUAAAACAAUGUUAGAUUCAACUUGAAUAUAUAUAUAUUUAUUUGUAAA
Harmonia axyridis is the source of this 2342-nucleotide messenger RNA. Its product is annotated as ankyrin repeat domain-containing protein 13D. Bases 141 to 1940 code for a protein of 599 amino acids. Gene Ontology annotation, cellular component: cytoplasm. Gene Ontology annotation, molecular function: protein binding. The transcript has 11 exons. NCBI's taxonomy places the organism in Eukaryota, Metazoa, Arthropoda, Insecta, Coleoptera, Coccinellidae. The record is from RefSeq and is a predicted model, not a curated record.